AUGCUCCGCCGCAAACCCACCGCGAUAACAGUCACAAUUGAAGAUAUCGCCGCAUUCGAAGAGUCCCGACUCCGCAAACAAGAGGAACAAAGCCGACAGGCCCAUCCCGAGCAAGGCAAAAGCGGCGCCAACGCCAACACAGGCUUCGAUCCUAGCGAUGAGUUGAAGCCGCUUCCUGGCGAUAAAGCGAGGAUAGUCCGAUCGCGCGAGGAACGGAUUGGUCUUGGAAGACAGGCGUAG
Penicillium manginii is the source of this 240-nucleotide messenger RNA. Its product is annotated as CDC26 family anaphase-promoting complex subunit. The coding region runs from base 1 to 240 and encodes 79 amino acids. Gene Ontology annotation, cellular component: anaphase-promoting complex. Gene Ontology annotation, biological process: anaphase-promoting complex-dependent catabolic process. The record is from RefSeq and is a predicted model, not a curated record. The transcript has a single exon. Lineage: Eukaryota; Fungi; Ascomycota; Eurotiomycetes; Eurotiales; Aspergillaceae.